AUGGCCCGCACACGGUGUCCCAGUGGUGGCUCGUGCAGAGCGCCCAGCGGCGGCAUGCGCAGGGCGGCCGACAACGGCUCGCACGCGGCGGUGGCAGGCUUGCAGCUGCUCGCACGCGGCAGCCCGACGGUGGCUCGGCAGGGCGCCAGGCAUGCUCCGGGUGUCCUCAAUUUGGUUCUCUUGCAUCUGGUGGGUGUAGAUUCGAUUUUCCCUAUGACUUCGUUUGGGCAUCCGACUGUUGGGUUUCCGUGUUGA
Molecule: messenger RNA, 255 nt
Organism: Miscanthus lutarioriparius
Lineage: Eukaryota; Viridiplantae; Streptophyta; Magnoliopsida; Poales; Poaceae
Source: the annotation of a GenBank genome assembly